Molecule: messenger RNA, 3924 nt
Organism: Juglans microcarpa x Juglans regia
Lineage: Eukaryota; Viridiplantae; Streptophyta; Magnoliopsida; Fagales; Juglandaceae
Product: sucrose synthase 7-like
Exons: 9
Coding region: 1-2511 (836 amino acids)
Biological process (GO): defense response; sucrose metabolic process
Molecular function (GO): ADP binding; sucrose synthase activity
Source: RefSeq, a predicted model, not a curated record
AUGGUCCAACUAGAAAAAUUAGAUGGAGAUCGUGCUUGGUUUGGUUCAGGAAGUAGAAUCAUCAUAACAACAAGAGAUCAACAUUUAUUAAAUAUCUUUAAAGUUGAUUCAAAAUACGAGGUGAUGACUUUGGAUGACAAUGAAGCUCUUGAGCUUUUUAGCUUGUAUGCUUUCGAGGAAAAAGAACCGUUGAGGGAUUAUGUGGACCUCUCUAAACAAGUGACAAAAUAUGCUCAAGGCCUUCCACUAGCUUUAAUAGUGCUAGGUUCGGAUCUAAAAUGUCAAAAUAUACAUCAAUGGAAAAGUGCAUUGGAUAAGUAUAAAAACAUUCCCCACCAAAACAUUCAGAGAGUACUUCAAAUAAGUUAUGAUAGUUUGGAAGAUAGCGAGAAAGACAUGUUCCUUGAUAUUGCAUUUUUCUUCAAAGGAGAACCUUUGGCUGAUGUCAUGGAAAUAUUUGAAAGUUGCCAUUUUUUUCCGGUUCAUGGUAUCCAGAAGCUUAUAGACAAGUGUCUUAUUACUGUUAAUGAUUGUGAUGAUAAAUAUGUUUGGAUGCAUGACUUGCUACAAGAUAUGGGUAAAGAAAUUGUUCGAGAAAAAUCAUCCAAAGAUCCUAGCAAACGCAGUAGAUUGUGGUUUCAUGAAGAUGUUCGUCAAGUGUUGGAAGAAGAUUAUAUGGGGCCAAACCAAAUUGAAGGCAUAAUAGUAGAUUUACCUGAAGGCGAUGAGGAGAUAAGCUUGCAUCCGGAAGCAUUUCGACAUAUGAAAGAACUUAGGGUGUUUAUAAAUCGUAAUGCACGUUUUUCUUGUGCACCCAAUUAUCUCUAUGACAAGUUAAGAGUCCUUGAUUGGUAUAACUAUUCUUUAUCAUAUUUGCCACAAAAUUUUCAAGGGAAGAAUCUCAUUGUCUUUAGAAUGCGUCAUAGCCUCAUCAAGAAGUUUGGGGAUGGAUUCAAGCCCAAGAAUUUGACAAUCAUGGCUUUCAAGUCUUGCAGUCACUUAAUAGAAAUUCCGGAUCUUUCAAGCACUUCUAAUUUGAAGGAAUUGACAAUCGAAUCUUGUCACAGACUAGUUAAGGUGCAUGAUUCCGUUGGAUCCCUAGAAAAGCUUUCUGAUCUGAGUUUUGGGAAAUGCUCUAAACUCCGAAUGCUUCCAAGAAGCCUUAAGUUGAGAUCUUUACGCAAGCUUAGUCUUCGUAACUGCUCAAGCCUUUGUGAUCUUCCUGAAAUCGAGUGUAAAAUUAAGUCUUUACGUAGAUUGGUUCUAUAUGGCUCUGCAGUAGAAGUACUACCUCUAUCCAUCGGGAACCUCGUUGGACUUGAGGAAUUAUAUCUAUCGUACUGCCAAAACCUUAUGUGUCUCCCAAUUGCUUCCAUCCAGUUGAAACAUUUAAGCAAGCAUGGUAUUGGUGGUUGUACAAAUAUUGUAAAGAAGAUGAGGGAGGAUGGACAAUCCUGUGAUCUUCCUAAUGAUUCUACAACAAUGGAAGAAGAGAUAUCAAAUUCAAGCAAUGGGAGCACUGCAUUACAACUAUCAAAUCUUCAAAUCAGUUGUUCCCAUUCAGAAUCAAAUUUCUUUCCACUAUACAGUUUCUUUACCAUGUUUAAUUCCUCGACCAGUUUGCGUUCGUUAUAUCUAGCGGGGCUUGAAAUUGUUAGCCUUCCCACCAGCAUCAAAGGAUUCGUUACACUAGCUCAUCUUAACUUGAGCCAUUGUAAGAAACUCGAAGAAAUACUACAGCUUCCACCAAAUAUAAGACGAGUAGAUGUUGAGGGAUGCAAGUCACUAGAAAGAUUUGGAGAAGUAUCAAAAAUAUUGGAAUUCAAUGGAAGCCACAUCCGAUCGCUAGGAAUAAUUGGAUUAACCGGCUGCGACAAAAUGCAUGUGAAUAUAUGGAGUGAUAAAGUGCAAAAUCCUUUAUUGUGGAAGGGACUCUAUGAUUAUGAUGCUACUUUGUUUCCUAAAACUCAUAUUCCAGACUGGUUCAGUUAUGUUCAUGAGUUUUUAAAAGAUAAUGAAAUGGUGAAGGGGCCUAAUGAUCAUAUCCGACCAAGGGAAAAAGAAGAGUGGGUAAUAGAUAUUGAGGGGCCACACUGUUUGGAGGAGAUAAGCGGAAUUGUAUUAUAUGUCGUAAUAUUUUUAUUUUUUAAUGAUACUAUGAGGUGUAAGAGAAUUUGUCGUGCUGCUAAGAUAACCAGUAACGGCUCAAAUGAUGUAUGCCGUAUUCAAGAUGGGGUACAAUUGGUUAAUAUUGAUUGGUACAAAAAGGGAAAUAGGACUGGAUAUCAUGUAUGGGUGGGGUACUCCAAUUUACAAUCUUUUGACCUCAAGGUUUUGGACAAUUUGCGAGUUCAAUUUUAUCCCAAAAGUCAUCUUUAUGCUGGGAUGGUGCCGUUUUAUGAAAGUUAUAGAGCCAAAGUGGUAUACAAGAAUGAAAGGAGAGCAAAUAAAAAAAAAAGAAGAGAUGAAGCCAAUGUUGCAAAAACUCCUGAUCAACAGAAAUUCAAUUAAUGAUAACCCCAAGUAAAUAGUAUGUCGGAUGCAUUGAAGCAGGGCCACGAUGAUAGUAUGUCGGAUGCAUUGAUGCAGGGCCAUGUUGAUAGCAUGCCGGAUGCAUUGAGGCAGGGCAACUAUCAUAUAAAAAGAUGCUUUUUGAGGUAAUAUUUGGAUUACUUUUCUCCAUAAAACCAAUUUUUACACGCAAAAAUUAACAUUCCAUUUAUUGUUUUUGCAAAGAAAAUGUUUGUUGCAACAGGCAAAAGGGUAAUGAAAUCCCAGAACUUACUGGAGGAAUUGAAUAAAUUAAUAGAAGACAAGGGAGACUCAAGAGAGGUUUUGAAGGGCCUACUUGGUUACAUCCUGUGUUCCACCCAGGAGGCAACAUUUGUUCCACCAUAUGUUGCUCUUGCCAUAAGACGAAAUCCUGGAUUCUGGGAAUUUGUUAAGGUGAACUCCGAGGACUUGUCAGUAGACGCUAUUACUGCUUCGGAAUACUUGAGAUUCAAAGAAGUGAUCUUCGAUGAAAACUGGGCGAAUGAUGAAAAUGCCUUGGAGAUAGAUUUUGGAGUCAUUGACUUAUCCACUCCUCGCAUGACCCUUACUUCGGAAAUGGUGUCAGCUUCAUCUCAAAGUUCGUGACCUCAAGGCUACAUGGGAAUCCUGAGAGUGCAAAGCCACUCCUCGAGCACUUGCAAGCUCUAUAUUAUAAAGAAGAGGUUUAAGGAGUGGGGCUUUGAGAAAGGGUGGGGGAACACUGCAGAAAGCGUUCAGGAGAUGUUAGGAUGCUUGCUGAGGUACUCCAAGCACCAGAACUCCUGAUCUAUAGUGAUCAUGGAAAUUUGGUGGCGGCUUUGAUGGCUAGCAAACUUGGAAUAACUCAGGGAACUAUUGCUCAUACUUGCGAGAAAAACAAGUAUAUAUGAAGAUUCAGAUGCUAAAUGGAAGGAAUUAGACCCCAAGCAUCACUUUUCAUGUCACUUCACAGCUGACAUAAUUUCGAUGAAUGCAGCAGAUCAGGGAGGCCCAGCAGAAAUAAAAAAGAUGCAUGCCUUGAUAGAGAAAUACGAACUUUAUGGAGAGCCAUACCGCUGUAUUGCUGAUACAAAAGGAGCUUUUGUACAUCCAGCAUUGUACGAGAAUUUCGGUCUAACAGUCGUGGAGGCAAUGAGCAGCGGAUUACCCAUCUUUGCAACAGAUCAGGGAGACCCAGCAGAAAUUAUUCUAAUAGUUUAGGAACUGGGAUGUGUUGUUACAUUUUAAUAAAAAAUUUAUUUUGUAACGAUUUUCUUUUAAAUAGCAAACGUUUGGAUUAAAGCAUUAAUAUAGAUUUUUACUUGCAUGCCGUUGCAGAUUUUCUUACAUUAAUCUAUUUUGUAAUUAUCUUGAAAGCUGUUUGUAAUAAAUUUUGGUUGAUUUAGUGUUUUA